Arabidopsis thaliana (thale cress) is the source of this 2968-nucleotide messenger RNA. It is a transcript of the gene ZIGA4, whose product is annotated as ARF GAP-like zinc finger-containing protein ZIGA4. Bases 231 to 1973 code for a protein of 580 amino acids. The transcript is spliced from 13 exons. NCBI's taxonomy places the organism in Eukaryota, Viridiplantae, Streptophyta, Magnoliopsida, Brassicales, Brassicaceae. The record is from RefSeq and is marked reviewed. Gene Ontology annotation, molecular function: GTPase activator activity.
CCCCUUUUCUCAAACUAAAGGAUAAAAAAGCUUUCUUUUUCUCUCUCUCUAUCAUCUCUGUCAAAUUCAAAAUUCGAGUAUUCGAAAAAUCCAGCUCCAAAAUCGUUGAUUAGCAGCGACUAAAACCCAAAGUUUCCUCCAAUUUUAACGAAUUACUUCGUGGGUCAAUCUCAUAAUCUGGGAACACUCUUUCGGUUUUGAUUUUGUUGGCAGCAUCUAUUCUAAGCGAAAUGAUGGGAAGUAAAAGAGAAGAAGAGAGGAACGAGAAGAUUAUUCGUGGGCUUAUGAAGCUUCCACCGAAUCGUCGUUGUAUCAACUGCAAUAGCCUUGGCCCUCAAUAUGUUUGCACAACUUUCUGGACCUUCGUAUGCAUGGCUUGUAGCGGGAUACACCGCGAAUUCACUCAUCGUGUGAAAUCUGUGUCAAUGUCAAAGUUUACUUCUAAAGAAGUUGAAGUACUUCAAAAUGGUGGUAAUCAGCGCGCCCGAGAAAUAUAUUUGAAAAACUGGGACCACCAACGACAGAGGCUUCCAGAAAACAGUAAUGCUGAGAGAGUUCGCGAAUUUAUCAAAAAUGUGUAUGUGCAAAAGAAAUAUGCAGGCGCAAAUGAUGCGGACAAGCCUUCGAAAGAUAGUCAGGACCAUGUAAGUUCUGAAGAUAUGACACGACGGGCCAACUCCUAUCAUUCUUACUCCCAAAGCCCUCCUUACGAUUAUCAGUAUGAAGAGCGCCGUUAUGGGAAAAUACCCUUGGGAUUUACCGGCAAGUCUGCUUCAGUGAAAGGUCUUCAUGCAAAAGCCUCUAGUUUUGUAUACAGCCCCGGACGUUUUAGUGAUCAUAUGUUUGAAGACCAAUUCUCAAAUGAGGACUCAGCUCCAAGGGCUUCAGAUUAUUCUGUUUCGAGUGCAGGAGAUCCGUUCAGGUCUGAUAUACAGUCACCAAAUUUUCAGCAGGAAGCUGAAUUUCGUAGUCCCCAGUUUCAGCAUUCAAAUGCCCCUCCAAGUGAAAACUUAUUUCCAGGCAGGCAACAUCAGAGAACUACAUCUUCUGGGAGUGUCAGAUCAGUUGACAGUAAUUUCAUGUCUAUCAAGUCAUAUACUUCGGGUGGUUUAGGGGAAGCCGUAUCUGAAAGUCGUCAAAAUACAGGAAGCCAGCAAGGUAAAACAUCUAAUCAUGUUCCUUUAGUAGCAGAGUCGACAAAGGCUCCUAUAGAUUUGUUUCAGUUGCCAGGAGCGCCAGUGGCUCAAUCUGUCGAUACAUUUCAACCUUCAAUAGCACCCCGAUCUCCACCUGUGAAUCUUCAACAAGCUCCACAGACAUACUCAUUUACCCCGGCAAAUUCGUUUGCUGGAAAUUUGGGUCAGCAACCCACUUCAAGACCAUCAGAAUUGUCUGCGCCUAAGAACGAAGGUUGGGCUUCUUUUGACAAUCCCAUGCCUGCUGCAAAAUCUACAAACGUUAUUACCUCCCCUGGAGAUUUCCAGUUGGAACUGAAAAUUGAAGAGAUUCUACAGCCUAGCACAAGCAUGCAAUUGCCACCCUAUCCAUCAACUGUGGACCAGCAUGCUUUGUCGAUACCAAGUCCAUGGCAGGAAGAUCUCUCGAAUGUUCUAAAAGAUGUUGUCGAUAACCCGCAGCCGUGGAAUGCCUUUCCCGACUCUAUUGAGGCCAAUCCUUUGGACAGCAGUAGGAAUAUUCACCAACAGGUAGAUGGAGCAAGUACUUCGUCAUAUAACACUGAUCACCAGCAUUUGGAAUCACAAGUUUUAGAGGAAUUAAGCAAUGAUGGCACCCAAACAACCAGAAUCCCUGCUGGCUCUUCUGCUUUUGGUUUUCCAGGAAAUAUUGGCAUGGCACCAUCAUACUCGGAAGAAGCUUGGCAGCAUGUAAAUGAACAAAAGUCAGCUAAUCCAUUUGAUCUCCCCUAUGAUUCUGAGUUCGACUCAAAUGACAUGGAUAUCCUCGUAAUAUAGUUCAUGUGGAGCUCAUCUUAACCUAGACUUUCGAUAAGCAUAUUUGCAAACUGUCUAUGUCAUUCAAUGGUUCAUUUGAUAAAACACAACAUAGGUCGUGCAAGAUUACAAGUGAAUUUCUGAAUACAUCACUAAAAGCCUUUUUUUUAAAUUCUAUAUUUGACUUUGUCGUGGUUGUAAUUAAUGCCAGUUCUUGGACAUGAGUUCGUUACAAGGGGCACUGCCCGAUAUCCAGACACCACAAGCCUUCCUUAAUGGUGUAUCACAACCGUGGCUCGCUGCAGAUUCUGUACCCUCGUACUUACCUGCUCCAGCAGUCGCACAAGGUGGCUUAGCAUACAUGGCAGGGCAAGCAUCAACGAAUUCAGCAGCACAAGGCCCUGUUGCAUUUACUGGAGGCAAUCCAUUUGCUUAGACACACCUCGGUCUUCUUCAUCUUCUUCUUCACUUAUGCCUAGAUGCUUCAUCUUUGGAUUCAUCUUCAUUUAGUGCCUUCCAUAUUUUUUUAAAAAAAAGAAGAAACCAGCCUUAUUGUGCAAUGUGUUUAUUUCUUUGUUCGGAACCGACUUGAGCUGUAUGUACCUUUGAUUUGAGUGUAUUUGCAAGUGGACAUGACUGUCAUGAUUAAUAAUAAGUCGGACUCAACCAAAAAGCAAAGAGAUACGAAACAAGCAGGUGCAACUCAUAAACAUGAAUGCAACUUGACUUAGCUUUGAUGUCUUGUGAUCGAGAAGUUGGAAUCUCUCUUUUUUCGGAAUUCAUUUUUCUGCGUUCAGAAAACUACGUCAUCCUGGGAGUUUCUGAAAAUGGUCAAAAUACAAGAAGCCAGCAAUAUGAAAUAUCUAGUCAUGCAUGUAUCUUUAGUAGCAGAGUUAGCAAAGGCUCCACCAAAUGGUUCACUUUUGUUAUAUGCAAGAAGAGACGAUUGGUGGUGGAAUAACAAUAAUAUGUUUGUAAUCUUUUUUUCUUUGUCAACAUUUAUAAGUAUAAUAACA